CCUAAUUCAUCGGGAAACAAAGGCAGGCACCUCAGGCGGCACGAGGAGCAGGCUUACGCGACGCACGGACCAAGGCGCGCCAAUACGUCCAGCGGCUGCCUUUCUAGCGCCAAAGCGAUCCAUUCACAGACUCCAGGGCUGCCCUCGCAGCGCUUAACGGAACCCUGAAGUCCUAGAUAGGCGGCCGCCCCUCACUAACUUCGGCGUGGCAGCACUGUGCGCCCACUGCACCGCAGUCCAGUGACUCCAGCUGCAGGACGUACUAAGGUAAUGUUUGGUACCACUGGAUCCAUCAUCCAGGGCAGCCAGUCCCAUCUGCCACCAAGCUGCAUCGUCAACCUCGUUUCACCCUUCAUGCUUCCCGCCCGCCAAACACCCCGACGCAAGUCAUUUGCAACACGUCACAAGCAUCGUCAUCAACUCGCCGUCACUGCGCCAACAGAGGCGCCGACGGCAUCAGUCCUAAGUGAGAGUUUGACGACGGGCUUCCACUAGCAAGCUCUAGCGAAAGGCUGUCCGUCUACCCAGCACGGGGACAAUGAACUUUAUCCUUGUUGAUCCCGCCAAAUCAACAGACCGCCAACGCGUCAAUAUAAAGCUCCCACUCCUCGGGUCGUCGUUUCUUCCUCUUGCCCACCAUGUCUCUCAUCAAAUCCUUAAUGGAGCUCGCCACCAUGGCCGCCAUCAAGAACAUCAGACACCUUGAUAGCGUUGGCGACUUCCUCCCCUACGAGGCGGUCCGCACCAUCCUGCUGCGCGUGGAGAGCGCUCACCAGCUCCGCCGUGUCGAGCUCAACUCGCCUCAAAUUCAGGGCCACACCGGCGAGAUAUGGAUCAAGAUCAUUGAGAAUGAGUUUCCCCUCGAGUACAAGGCCACCGCCUACAAGCCUUCCUCCCCAGACAAGUGGUACAAGGUCUGGGAAAAGUACAAGCACGAGCACGACGUCGCCCUGGCCGAGAGCGAGGCCAAGCUCAAGAACGCCCUCGCCGGCCUGCAAGAGGACAAGCAGCGCAACGUCAGCACCAUCGUCGAGCGCAAGUAUCUCCCCCGCGCCGGACGCACCGGCCCCAAGCAGCGCCACUGGUCCCAGCGAGACACGGGAUCCAGCGUCCUCUCAUUCAGCGGAGGCAGCCGCACCAAGACCAACACGGGCGCCAGCGUCAUGAAGAAGGUCCGCCGCGAAGCUCGCGAGAUUGCAAACAUCAAGACGCAACUCUCCAAGCCCAUUCGCGCCCCCAUCCGCGGCCCGACUUUGCACAAGGCCCCCGCUGCCAUGGUUAACGACCACCGACGCGCCGCCCUGCCUCAGUACCGCGUCACGGGCUCUGCUAUGGAACAAUACGAACAGCGAGCCACCCUUCUCUCUGACUCGGACGACGAUGACCUGAACAACAAGCCAGUUCUACCCGUGGCUCCGCCGAAGAAAACCAUCUCCGACGCGGCAAAGGUCUCCCUCCUCAAAAAGCGACCCGGCACCGCGUCCUCUACCAAACCCAUCAUCAAGCAGAUUCCGGUCAGGGGAAGCACUGCGGCAUCGCCUCAGAAGGAGGGCGUCUCCGGCGCUGGCACCAAGGACAUUGCUAGUCCCGGCUCAUCAGGAAAGCGGUCCGGCGCAGUCAACAAGAUCGCGACCACGGGCAACUCGGCCCUGGCCGGCAAGCUCAACCGCUCGGCCGCGAUCAAUAAGGCCAGGCCAGUUGGCGAUCAAGCCCACGCCAGACUUGAGGACGAUGCGUCGGACAAUGAUGCGCCUGCGCGUCUGCCGACCCGCAAGACGGUCUCUCCACCUCCUGGCGAGGCCGGCCCAUCGUCGCCUGAGGAAAUCAUCGCCUCGCUCAACGCGCCGCCUGCGGCAGCCCCCAGAAAGCGCAAGGCGCCGCCUAGCGUCUUCAUGAAGCCCAAGAAGAGAGUGCACUAGAGGGAGGGGCAUUCGACACUUCACCCACGCUUCUCUUUUAUGGCUCUCUUUACACGCACGCACACACUGGCAGAUGGACAUGCGCUCCUACAAACGCAAUCUGCAUGUCGAUACCCCCACAAUCACAUUGCAUUUACACAGCACGAUGGUAUCCGCUCGGCUACUUGAAUGAUCACGCAGCACAGAUACGAAAUGCAUCAGCAUCUGGCCACAAAAAGACAUUGGCUGGUUUGAACACAUGGCGCUGGGAAGGAUUUGAAGACGGGGCUCUUGGCAUCGGGCAUCAUGGCGCGUGGGAGCAUUGGUAUUAGGAUUCUCAGAAGGACUUUGAGGCACAACGAAUGGUUUUUCUAAAGGAAAAGGGCACUGGAAGUCGAAGUCCCUCUGUAAACACAGAUAACCUUAGUCAUGGACAAUCGAAUCGUUGGC
Messenger RNA from Purpureocillium takamizusanense, 2348 nucleotides. RefSeq lists its product as uncharacterized. Bases 639 to 1919 code for a protein of 426 amino acids. Gene Ontology annotation, cellular component: elongin complex; nucleus. Gene Ontology annotation, biological process: transcription elongation by RNA polymerase II. The transcript is spliced from 2 exons. NCBI's taxonomy places the organism in Eukaryota, Fungi, Ascomycota, Sordariomycetes, Hypocreales, Ophiocordycipitaceae. The record is from RefSeq and is a predicted model, not a curated record.